CCCAGACCACGAGGCCCACAUGCUGGCCUAGCCAUACUGUUCGCUCGUUCAUCCGUUGAGACAUCUUGGGGAGGGACCAACAACAAGCGUGCCGAACCUAGGCCACGCGUUGUGCUAUAAGGGAACAGCGAGUGCUCAAGAUAGAACUUGGGGUCCGCAUUUCCUAGUUCCUGAGCCUUAUCAAUCCUAGAAGCUAUAUACAGAACACCAUGUUCCGGUCACCACUCUUCGCUUGGUCGCCACGACCAGACCAGGACCAGGACAUCGAGGCUUCUCCGGCAACAUCAUCGCCAUCUCGGUUUGGCGCCUUUCGCAGCAAUGUGCGAACAUUGGUCAACGGCUCGUCAGUCUAUUCACAGUCGCCAGCUCUCACCAAUACCAACAACCACAACGAGACAACACCAAAAGUACCAUUUCGUGGAUUCUGGAGCCGCCAGCAAUCGCCCGAUCCAAAUGCACAGCAUGUCUCAGAUGAUGAGCCCCGCGACUCACGUGACUCAAGGGCACCUCUUUCACAUCAUACCGCAGGCUCAUAUAUUGGCGCCAUUCAGGAUCCUCAAGAGCCAGCAACAGUAUACUCACGUCACCCAGCGGAUGUACAAUUACCAUCUGACCACGAUGGCCCUGUAGAUCCAGCAAUUCAGCAACCUGCAGACGAGGCCAAUGGAAGGCGGCAUAGGCGGCGCAAGCACCGGAGGAGAACGAAUCGUGCGGAUCGACGUGAACAGUGGGUGCGAAGAAGAGAUGAGCGAGGGUCCAGUGGAAUCUAUGUCAGGGGAUCAGCUGCGCGACGGAAGAUGGUUGCUGUUGUGAUAUCCGGAACCUUUCUGAUCGUCAUUCUAUCCAUCUAUCUGGCAUUGGCCCUAACCAACAAAGACCUCGGCCAAGAAAUCCACAUCCUCUUCAUCAUGGUGCUGCUCACCGUCACCAUCUUCUUCUGUCACUCCCUCAUCCGCCUCUGCAUGCUCAUACUGAAUCCGCCGAGCGAAGAAAGACAAUUCAUCCCCAACAUGCUCGGCUCCGAGGGCUUCCAACCCAUCAUCCCGAUCCGCGUCCACCUCCGCCGCGACGAAGAAGCCGCGCUAGAAAACGACGCCCUAGAAAAUGACAUGGACAUUGACGACCCAGAAAAAAACAUGCCGCCCCCACCCCCACCCGCCUACGGCCUCUGGCGCAGCAGCGUCCGCGUAGAUCCCAACCUCAUCCACUGGCAGCGCGUCGACGCCCUCAGCGAGCGCGGAAGCGCAAUGUCCUCGCAAAUGCCAUCGCGUGUGGGUUCCGUGACCGAGCAAAUUCCUCCGCUACCCACUUCUUCGCGCGCGGCAUCCGCGGUAGCAGAGGGUCCGCGACCCCCCUCGUACGUCUCCGAAGACGGAAUCAGUUACGUGGUCGAGGCUGCGCCGCGGUCUACAGUCACCAACAAUCGCGAUAGUCACUCGGGAUAUAGUGAAAUACAUCCUGCGUGGCGGCCUGGCUACGCCAUGAGUGAAAUCAGAGGCGGCGAGCUGCCUGCGGUUGCGAAUUUUAGUAGACCGUAAAGAAGUUUUGAAAGAAAAAAAAUGUUUUAUCUGUUCAUUGCAUUUGCACAUCUUCUCUUGUUGUUGUCAUUUGUUCGUUCUGCUUGUUCAAAAAUAGCGAGUCCGGUGUCUACUUUUCUUCCAUCUCGUCCCGCUUCAAAGGUAUUCGCAUCUUCAUUUUCCAGCCUUGGAUCAAGGAAUAAUUUGAGCGUUCUCGCUAGUCUUUUCACACUAGGCAUUUGCAUUUCCGUCUAUCUUCAUCUUUGCAAGCAUAAGCAUAGUUUAUUAUUAUUGUUUUCUUUUUGGUAUCAAACGUACAAUACGGGCAUGUACACAUUCACACACACACACACACACAUACUCGCACAUUUACACAAGCAUUACACGGUUUAGUCUAAGCAAUCAGCAUAUGUAAAAUGCGGAAAAAAAAUAUUAAGCGUUCAAUUCUUC
Messenger RNA from Bipolaris sorokiniana ND90Pr, 1967 nucleotides. RefSeq lists its product as uncharacterized. The transcript has 2 exons. The record is from RefSeq and is a predicted model, not a curated record. Lineage: Eukaryota; Fungi; Ascomycota; Dothideomycetes; Pleosporales; Pleosporaceae. The coding region runs from base 210 to 1538 and encodes 442 amino acids.